AUGUUUGCUUUUAAACUCAUCAAUAUUCCUUAUGAAAUUUCCGUUUACGCCAUAUUAUUCGAAUUGACUUACAACUGUGACGUGCACGACUCUAGAAUACUGGGUAGUGACGAUGUUUUGUUUGAGUUUGUGAACCUCAAAGAUAUGAUAAAUUUUGGACCACUUACUGAGAUUUACUUAGACAGAAUAUUAAGUUAUUUUUCGACCAGCACAUUAUCGGACUCUAUUAAAAUAAAUACUUUGCUUAAUAAUUUAUCAGACGAGGUCUUUGACAACAUUAAAUCAAUUUGUUCCGAUACCGACAUACUAGAUCUUAAAAUUGUGACUAAAAAGUUAACUUACCUUUUACCUGUGCAAGAUAAAAACAUUUUAAUAAAUAAAUUUAACUUAUUACAGCAGAACUCGAGUGAGAAUUUCAUACAAUGGUACAUAAGAUCCGAUAAAGAUAAAAACUUUUACAAUAGAAAUAGAAACGACAACAAUAAUUAUUUUAGACCUGAUAAUAAUUUUAGAAAUAAUUUUAGAAAUAAUUAUGAUAAUAGAGAUAGAAAUAGGUAUUACAAUAAUAAUUUUAGAUACAAUGAUAGGAAUUACGGUAAUAAUAAUUCGAGAUACCACGAUAAUUAUAACAACUAUAACUACAAUAACUAUCGCUAUAACAAUAAUAAUCAAUCUAAUUAUGCUGACGGAAAUCGUAACAAUUACCAAUCUUAUUACAACAAUUCAAAUAAUUAUAGAGGUAGUGACAAUAAUCAGAGAAAGCAAAUACAAUAUAACAACAACUCAAAUAAUUAUAGAGGUGGCGACAACAAUAAUAGAAAGCAAAUACAAUACAACAAUGAUUAUAAUAUGAAUAUUGAAGAAAUUAUUGAAGAGAAAGUUGACUCUACAAAGAACAAAAAUGAUAAUGAUUUCAAUGUUAAGAACUUAUCUGGUGAUCAAUGA
Gordionus sp. m RMFG-2023 is the source of this 945-nucleotide messenger RNA. Its product is annotated as probable serine/threonine-protein kinase clkA. The record is from RefSeq and is a predicted model, not a curated record. The transcript is spliced from 4 exons. NCBI's taxonomy places the organism in Eukaryota, Metazoa, Nematomorpha, Gordioida, Chordodea, Parachordodidae. The coding region runs from base 1 to 945 and encodes 314 amino acids.